CGCGGCUUUCCUUUGUUUCGCUUCACAUUCUCUUUUUCUUCUUCUUCUUCUUCUUCUUCUUCUUCUACCCUUUCACUCUCUCCAACCCAAAACCCAGAACCCAAAAUGUCAAUCUCCAACUCAAAAAAACUGCUCCUUUGUCUCUCCUUCUUCCUCUUCAUCGCUCUUGCUUCCGGAAACACUCACAUUUCUCACACAUUUCGAGGCAGAGAUGUUAGUGUUGAUAGAGGUGUGGUGGGGCUGGACACAAGAAGGUCUCUUGUGGAUGAGAAUCUGCAGAACUCGUCUUUGAUUCUGGCUAAGGAGAGGACUCUCAGGAAGGACCCUCUUGAUGAUUUUCAUAAGUACACUGGUGGAUGGAAUAUCAGCAAUGAUCAUUACUGGGCUUCUGUUGCUUGGACUGCUGUUCCCUUCUUUGUUGUUGCCGGUCUGUGGUUCGUGAUCUUUGGGCUAAGCUUGACGUUUAUCUGUUUAUGUUACUGCUGUUGCCCAAAGGAGCCUUACGGUUAUUCUAGAACAGCUUAUGCGCUCUCUCUCAUCUUGCUUAUUUUCUUCACUGUUGCAGCAAUUGUUGGAUGCAUUGUUCUGUAUACCGGUCAGGCAAAGUUUCACAGCAGUACAACAAAGACACUCGAUUAUGUUGUGAGUCAGGCAGAUACAACUGUUGAAAGCCUCCGCAAUUUGUCAGGUUAUCUUGGUGCAGCUAAGCGGAUUGGAGUUGACUCUAUCUUCUUGCCAUCGGAUGUUCAGAAUAGCAUUGACACAACUAUAACAAAACUCAACUCUGCCGCCACUAAACUCUCUGAUACAACUGAAAAGAACUCAAAACGGAUAGACGAUGGUUUGGAUAACAUAAGACUGGCCCUCAUUAUCAUUGCUGCUGUUAUGCUCUUUUUGGCUUUUAUUGGAUUUUUAUUUUCAAUUCUGGGGAUGCAGGCUUGUGUAUACUUCUUGGUGAUUUUUGGGUGGAUUCUUGUUGCGGGGACAUUCAUCUUGUGUGGUGUAUUUCUUCUUGCCCAUAAUGUGGUUGCAGAUGCAUGUGUUUCCAUGGAUGAAUGGGUCCAGCACCCCACUGCUCAUACUGCUUUAGAUGAUGUACUCCCUUGUGUGGACAAUGCUACUGCUCAAGAGACCUCAUCACGUACCAAGGAUGUUACGUACAAACUAGUGAGCAUGGUAGACAAGGUCAUUAGCAAUAUCUCAAAUCUGAACAAUCCACCACCCCAACUUGGACCAAUAUAUUUCAAUCAGUCUGGCCCUCUAUUACCUGUUCUUUGCAACCCAUACAACGCUGAUCUCACUGAUCGAAAGUGUGCCCUUGGUGAGGUAGAACUGCAUAAUGCCACACAGGUGUGGAAGGGUUAUGUGUGUGAGAUUAACACAGCAGGCAUCUGUGUAACCCCUGGACGGCUCACUCCCAUCUUCUAUGACCAAAUGGAAGCCGCAGUAAAUAUCAGUUAUGGUCUGUAUCGUUAUGGUCCAUUCUUGGUUGAUCUGCAAGACUGCACGUUUGUCAGAGACACAUUCACAGAUAUAACCAACAGGAAUUGUCCUAGCCUUCGAAAACAUAGCAGCUGGAUCUACAUUGGGCUAGUCAUGGUAUCCGCUGCUGUCAUGUUAUCAUUAGUCUUCUGGGUAAUCUACGCAAGGGAACGAAGGCAUCGCGUGUAUACCAAGCAGUUUAUGGCUGGAAGCACAGGGGGAUUCCAGGUCCAAGACAAGGGUGCUUAGGGAUUUCUAUAUUUCAGUAACUCGUCAGUUUUUUUUUUGGGUACAUUAUGGUAGUUAUCUGUAGGUUAGAUUGCUUGUGCUUGCUCAGGCUUGAGACAUAGUUGAAGCAUUGCUGAGCUAGCUUGAUCCGUCCCAGUGAUUAUUGUUACUCAAAAAGUCAUAACUCAGUGAGAUAUAUAAAUAGUAUUUUGGAGCUAGCAUUA
This is a messenger RNA of Argentina anserina (silverweed cinquefoil), 1934 nucleotides long. RefSeq lists its product as uncharacterized. Bases 106 to 1731 code for a protein of 541 amino acids. The record is from RefSeq and is a predicted model, not a curated record. Gene Ontology annotation, cellular component: plasma membrane; plasmodesma. NCBI's taxonomy places the organism in Eukaryota, Viridiplantae, Streptophyta, Magnoliopsida, Rosales, Rosaceae. The transcript is spliced from 9 exons.